AUGCAGGGUAGUUGGUCGAUUCUGAAGAAGAACUGCUCAAACUUCUUCCCUGGUCUUGCGGUGUUUGCCAGACAAACACAAGAGGCACUCGAUAUUUGGCUUCGUAUUUACAAUCGUCAGCUCAAAUAUGGACCAGCGGACUUUGUGGAGCAGAGCGAAACGUACUCCCCUGACUACCACAAGCGCUUUCACUCGCAGGACAAGAACAUGUGGGUUGACAUGGAGCUUAGUAAGGAAGUCUCUCAGAAGGAAGUGGCAAAGUUAAUGGCAUACAAACUGGAUAUGUGGCGUAUGGUACACUGCACGGGCUCUACACUUGUGAUUGGCGGCUAUGCACUUCCUCUCGCUCUCUUCUGGCUUGCAAACGACACGUGGGUGCCGUCGUCUUUUAACCGCACACCGGAGGAAUUGAAGGCAUGGCGACAUGCGCAGGACUUAUAUCGCUACCGCAGUGUGCCUUCAUAUCUUACAGACACCAAAUGGUUCUUUGACUUUCAUGCGUACCCGUGGAAUGAGACACAGGAACGUGCUUGGGAUGAUCUCUUUGAGAAGAAUGAUGUUUGGCGUGAUCCUAAGGUGGUUCGUCCGGCUGCAGAGAUGUAUGAUGGAUUCAUUAAGUUUGAACUUAUUAAACGAAAGUCACUCCGUCACCUUUGCCGCAGUAUGAAUAUUCCAACAUUCCCAAUGCUUACACGUCUUUGUAAUGGUACACGAGUACGAGACUACUGGAAUCUCGCAUGGUCGGAGGAUUAUAUGGUCAUUACUCAGAAAUUACAUGAAAAGAUGUCAGAUGAGGAGUUGUACGACUUUGCAUGGAGACGUUUUCUCGCCCCAUAUGAUAAAAAUCUCACACGCGAAGAAGUGAUGAAACGCGUGGAGGAUUACUUCACCUUCCUUGGUCCUGAGUUCCUUGAGAAGGGAAAGGCACCUAAUCUUGUUAUUCUGACAAACUACGUGCUUGGGUAUUAUAAUGAUCCCGCAUAUCUUGAGGAGGAUAUUGCCGAGCUUGACAAGAAUGACUAUGAUCACCUCGCAAGUUGGGGCAAAGACGCAUUCCUCCGCCGUCUUGAGUUUGAGAAUGGUCCACUGCGCGACCAGGUGGAGGCACACACACAGAAGUUGCUGGCAGAACGUGCUGCAGUUGCAAAGGAACAGGAAACUGCAAAGAAGACAGCGUAG
This is a messenger RNA of Trypanosoma theileri, 1179 nucleotides long. RefSeq lists its product as uncharacterized. The transcript has a single exon. The record is from RefSeq and is a predicted model, not a curated record. NCBI's taxonomy places the organism in Eukaryota, Euglenozoa, Kinetoplastea, Trypanosomatida, Trypanosomatidae. Bases 1 to 1179 code for a protein of 392 amino acids.